Exophiala xenobiotica is the source of this 2550-nucleotide messenger RNA. RefSeq lists its product as uncharacterized. The coding region runs from base 521 to 1861 and encodes 446 amino acids. Gene Ontology annotation, biological process: endoplasmic reticulum inheritance; septin ring assembly. Gene Ontology annotation, cellular component: perinuclear endoplasmic reticulum; endoplasmic reticulum membrane; cortical endoplasmic reticulum. The record is from RefSeq and is a predicted model, not a curated record. Lineage: Eukaryota; Fungi; Ascomycota; Eurotiomycetes; Chaetothyriales; Herpotrichiellaceae. The transcript has a single exon.
AAAAAAUCCAUUUCUUGGUUAUAUGAUGCCGUUGGUCAAGAAAAAGCAGGUCCUCAUCCUGCCUAGUUGUGUUGCCCUCUCUGCAUGGGUGUCUGCCAUUAUUUCUUCCCACUGCCCUGCGUCUUGCUAGGCAUUCAUAAUCCAAGCAAGGCAGUUUCCCUUCCCCCUGCUCUCACAAUCUCGUGGAGUGCACGCGACAUCUCCGGACCCCUGCCGCUCCUUCCUCCCAGCAAGCUCUUCAACUCAUCUUUUUCUCCUCUGUUAAAUUCAGCAUCUCCGUGUCCAACCCUCACAAGACGUGGUUUCUAUCACAUAACGACCGGAAUGACAUGUGAAAAUCCGGACCUCGACAAAACCGCGACUCACUCUAGACCUCUCAAACAACCAAGGUUGCGCAACGACAUCACCAUUAGAGUACCCGCGUCCUUUGUGACCUGCGACAUCAUCACUUCUUCUAGUCGACAGCCUGCGUUGCUCUCGCUCCUUUAUUGACAGAUCGAUCACUCAUUACACCGACCGAAUGUUCUUCCGCGCCCUCUCUUCGUUACUCUUCCUCACGCUCAUUAUUUUAUUGGUACCCCUCACUUUCGACAUCGGCGGACGCGACGCUGGCCUCGCUUUCUCUCUAUCCAUCGCCUCCUUCUACUUCAUCCUCUCACUCUUACGAGUCUCGACUCCGGAGAAUUCGGCUGUCCGCAAAACCUUCGUCAAUAUCCUCCGGGGUCUUCAAUGGCUGAUCAUACCUAGCCUGUGCAUCUGGGCACUGGGAAGAUUCUCCAUCGAUGCGAACAACAGUGGUGGCUGGGUCGAAAGGACUUUCAGGAGCAACAAGAGUUUCCUGGAUCAACACAAUGGUCUUUGGGAUACCGUGUUUGGUCCGGAGGGUCUAGUCGAGAAUGCGACUAUUGGAGGAUGGGACUUGCUCUUGCGAUGGUCCUCCCCAAUCUUCCAAUUACUCGAGGGAUUCUGCAGCCUGCUUGUUAUUCAAGCUGUGGGCCAGUUCUCGAGAUGGCUGGUGAAUCGGAGUGAAUGGAGCGACGCCUGGCUACUGACCCUCCUUGUCUCGUCUGCGGGAGUGGUGUCGAGUUCCAUCUACUUCCUCUGGCGAGUCUUGCAGUUCCCGGACGUUUCAAACAUUGACUCUACCCUCAUCGGCAUCGCGAUUGCCUCAGCUAUCUUCCUGUGUGCAUAUGGUAUUGUCUCGGGUCGUGGUACAGCAAUGGAAUCGUCGCUGCUAUUCGCAUACAUUGUGCUGUGCAUCUACCAGAUAUUCACCGACUACAAGCCUAACAUCCAGGCGGAUGCUGGGGCAGCCUCAUCGGCACCUGAUUUUCCUCCUUUCCCACCCAUCAUUAUGUCCUCAUACACGGCCAUCAUGUAUGCGCUGUCAUCACUACCGGAAGCCCUGCUUAACGCGUUGGACUUCACGGUUGCAGCAUUCCGAGCCGUCACACCUUCGGUGCUCAUCUCUCUCGGCUACCGAUUGUUUGUUUUCUAUGCCUCAACCCGCAUCAUCCCAGCGGUCAAUGAAAGUGGUGCGCACGGCUUGAGCAUGGAACCCACACUUGACGAUACCGACGCCGGCAACCGCUUCCUUGCAUUCCUAUCAUGGUUUUCACCAAGCAUUCUCAUUGCAGUCUACACCAGCCUGCUGAUGCAGCAUUUCGCGACCACAAUGGGCGGCUAUUCCCCAGGACUCACGGAAUCAAUAAGCGCUUGGUGGAGCGGCAAUGGACAGCCUGCCAUCAAUGGCAAUAUCUGGAAGUGGGUGAAUUUGGUUAUCACAAUGGGACUGUACGCAGUCGAGUUGUGGCUCGGCAAAGAAGAUGACAUUGAUGGCGGCCAUUGGAAGGUUGACUGAGCAGUGAAAAUGGAGCAACAGAAUAUCUUGACCCAGAGAAUGAUCACAAAUUGAAGCAAUCUAUUGUUGGAUUCAAUCGUCAGCUGAUCUUCAUCUGCCUUCGUUGGACAGAAUUUAGAGCAAAGCGCGACGUCAAAAUUGCAGCACCACCAGGGCUCCCAACAAGGACGAGGACUGGACGCCGGCCCGUUUCACCCACCACGACAUGGACAGAAAGCUGAUGCUGAACUGCGCGAACAAGCACAAAAAUUUCCCAAGACGGCUCACCGGCAAGAACAAGAGCAGAACUCUCUGCGAAGAAAAGUGUGUGGUGGCUACCUAGGACCGAAGAGGAUGAGUCUGCGGUGGCCUUCUGCAUCAGGUCCUUGCCAUACGGGAGGCUGUAGGUAUGUUGCGAAAAAUUGGGGGUAACCAAACGAAUCAAAGCAGAGUCGGAUGGGCACCGUGGGGUCACUAUGGAUGAAGUGGACCACGUUUAAUGUCAUAAUUUUGGCACGAUGGCAUACCGGUUGCUCCGCGUACUUGUGUUGCAGGAGCUACAAUCCGGUCUUACCACAGAUUGUCAGGGGAGGCACUAAGAUCGGAGCCAGGGCCGGAAAUCCCACAUAGCCAGAGGACGAGAGUGAGAAGCAGGCUUGAUGAAUCGAUAAUCAUUCGAAACUAAGAAUGCGCCUCCUUAAGUGUGUCAU